Perkinsus marinus ATCC 50983 is the source of this 2631-nucleotide messenger RNA. RefSeq lists its product as hypothetical. The transcript is spliced from 18 exons. NCBI's taxonomy places the organism in Eukaryota, Perkinsozoa, Perkinsida, Perkinsidae. The record is from RefSeq and is a predicted model, not a curated record. Bases 1 to 2631 code for a protein of 876 amino acids.
AUGGGAGCCCAUAGUCUCUGUUUCAGCACCCAAGAGGAUGCGAAGGAAGCCAUAGGCCGAAUGCUCUCGUCUGGCUUCGGCAGACUGGAUGGGAAAAUCGGUGUCGAUCACCGACCAUUAUAUAGGCAAACAGGAGAGCUCUGUGAUAUGAGUGAAUCAAAGGCGUAUCUACUCAUUAAAGUCAUCAAGGUAGACAGGAUCCUCACAGCUCAACAGCGUCCCCUUAACGAAAUGGAUACAUACGUUCAAGUCACCUUCGAUGGUAUGUCGUAUUCUACUGAUGUGGUCCAGGAUGAGCUGCGGCCUGAGUUCAAGCAGGACUUUUACUUCGAGAUACGAGUUGCUAAUCCUGCGGCUCUGGACGCGAAAGCAAUCCUUGACAAGGGGACGGUGAUGUUCGACGUGUGGUUGGACGCCAGUGAGGGUUCCGGCGUAGGAGGGACCGACCAUUGUGGAUGGGCUGAGAUGGACCUCAGUGAAAUAUUCAAUGAUGGUACCUACGGACAUAUUGAGACCAUUUCGCUGCUUCAGUCAUUCCCAGGCAAAAUGGAGACGCAGACCUAUUACUCCGUUCGAAGCGGUGUGGCGACAGACUAUGAAACGAAAGUUUCCCACAUCUAUGUAGAAGCGUGGCUGAAGCCGUUCGACUUUCCCGAAGACUACCGCGUCCUCGAUGCCCCCGAGGCUUCUUUUGACUACCUGCCGCCAAAACUCAUCGGCGAAUGGUCAUCUAGAGUAGCGGAAUGGAACAAUCGAACCUCUGCUCUCAAUGAGGCCGACGCCCGACAAUUCAUAUACCAGCUGAAGGGACAGCGAGGACGACUCCACUACCUCUCAGUGUUCCUGGAUGUAAUGAAACCGCCCUCAGAGGUGGACAACCGCAAUGCUGUUUACUUCUGGGUCCGUUGUUUCCCCUACGUCGAUGCCAUGCCCGUGUAUGAGUCAUUGGCCCUGGCUCCGGAUUUCACUAUGUCCUUGCAGAAAGGUGACUCCCUUGCUCGAGCGCUGUUACACUGCAGCCUCUUGCUUGGGGUUGGCGAGGCGGCAUUCGUGUGCAUUGGUACAACUUGGGAUCGGCAACCCGCUUACUGGGUCAUGACUAUGGAGUUCGACGGCUCGAUUACUUUCUGGGAUGCAACUAUCGGUCGGCGCUCGUUCGGAAGUAUGCAGUCGAGCGUUGAUGAUCGUAACUCGGAACAGAAGCUUUUGGAUAGCACCUUAGAUGCCCCUCCACACGACCUCUAUCUCAUCAAUUCGCAACAUCAUGAAACGGAAAGCUUACACUGGAAGGACAGAACGUGGAAGCCCGUGUUGUUUGCCGAGCACCCCCUGACGCCGUACAGGACCAUUGAUGUCGUUUUCAACAAGUCCAACGUUUGGGCAAAUCUGCAAAAUCCAGACCCGACCAGGAUCUACUAUGACUUGUGGAACAACAAUUACUGGCAUCCCUUCUCAACAACACUGUCGGAGAUGCAGCCCUUCUUUAGUUCUUCAUCGAAUAGGAUGCCAAGAAGCGAUCAAUGGAUGGAGGACAAUAGACGUGAGGUGUAUAGUCAUAUCCAUGAAGCAAUAGAAGCAUACAGACAAAAUCAGUCCUCUACGGUUGUGUGGCAGAAGGACGCAGUGCUCACGAGCUAUCUCGAGAAAGGCCUCCAACUUAUGUUCCAGUAUGAGAUAGCAUCAGAUCAUGACCAACCGGUAGCAAGUGAACGCAUGGCAGACUGGCGACGACUACUCUACAGCAAGGUUCCGAACGGAAUGAAUCUUAUUUGUCUACCUAUGUUCUUCAACUAUACGUCUCCCAAAGACGUCGCGGAUGGUAUUGUUGCCCGAUGCGGCUUCUUGAAUUGCCGUGAGGCUGGUACUCAAUUCACUGUCGCUGUCCAUCUGGACCGCAUGCCGAACAGGCUCGUGGCACUCUUCGUGUGUGUGGCUAUGAUUCACAACAUGCCCGAUUUGCAAAUACAGGAAGUUCUAGCCCGUCGGCAAAAAGAACAACGCGAGCAGGAUAUUUUCGCGGACGAAGAUUACAUUAAUCUUAUCCAAAUGACGGAGGCCAAUGCGGCUGCCUGGGACAACCGGGACAGCGAUGAUAUACUCACCAGAGACAUCGACUAUAUAGUUGAAAGAAUAGAGGGGAUGCAAGCCGGUGACUCUAGUGUGGACUUCGGGGUUUCUAGAGCCUCCACGAUGAAUCAGUCAAGUGGAGCUCUGGCUUCCAUGCUCAAUGAUGCCCAUCGAGAAGACAGGAUUCAAACCCCGAGCGGAUGGGCUGAUGAAGUGCAUUCUGAAUAUGUGAAGCUGACCGACCGCGGGAUCGUGGCAGAGUACAGGAAAGACGUCGGAGCGGAGAAGAACGAACUCGCGCUGGGCAUGGUGAUCGGCGACGCGCCAGUGGAACACUUCCGUUUCAUUGGUUGGUAUUUCGAAGUCAAAUUGCUCGAGAGGCAAGAGCUGGAGGGGGAUGAGUGGGAUGACGGUCUCACACUGGGGGUCACGUCGGCAACUCCUGAAGACAUACUAGCAGAAGGUAUACCUUGGUCACUGGCUGACUUGGAUGGGUCUUGGUCGAUGGGAUACGACGGAAGGUCGUAUUGCAGCGACACCGAUGUGUUUGAGGAUCUCGAGUGA